UUCGAGGUCUGCCCCUCCGCUCCAUAACAACAAAAACAUUACUUUAGUUAUCGAGUAAAAUUGUAUCUCCCGCCAGUUGGCCGUUAUUGCUCCCGGGAAAUUCCAAUUCAAACUGUCUUACAGAAGAUAAUGACUCAUUGUUUUCGUCAUGGUCAUCGUUCGAAAUGUAACAAUCCGGUUGUACACUCCCGGUAACCGUAUACUUCCCAUGUUCUGAGUCCCUCCUCCCUGACGUUUUUGUCACUUUAGUAGAGGCCGCUUUGCAUCUUUUUCACGCCGAGCGGAGCAAGAUGGCGGCUGUACUGCCGAGGACGAGGUGUAGCAGCCGCUCGGCAUGAACAUUUAUUUUUGAAAUAAAUUGAUUAAAAUCAAACGGAAAUAUUUGAACAUCGGACUACAAGGGGCGUGCACUACUUCUCACUCCAUUACAUUAAUCGACAUAUCAUUUUCUCUAUUGUGUUAAGCAUUUUUUUCGGACAAAAUGAUCACAAUGUAGUAGCUAGCUAGCCGACCACCGUAGCAAACGCCGGAGAAAGUGUAGAAUGGGAGAGAAGCUAGAACUCAAGCUGAAGUCGCCGGUUGGAGCCGAAGCGGCUGGUUAUCCGUGGCCAUUACCAGUAUACGAUAAACACCAUGAUGCUGCUCAUGAAAUCAUUGAGACCAUUCGGUGGGUGUGUGAGGAGAUCCCAGACCUUAAACUGGCCAUGGAGAACUAUGUCCUCAUCGACUACGACACCAAGAGCUUCGAGAGUAUGCAGAGACUUUGUGACAAAUACAACAGAGCCAUCGACAGCAUCCACCAGCUGUGGAAAGGCACAACACCGCCCCUGAAGCUGAACAAGCGGCCGUCCAAUGGGCUGCUCAGACACAUCCUGCAGCAGGUGUACAACCACUCGGUCACGGACCCCGAGAAGCUCAACAACUAUGAGCCCUUCUCCCCCGAGGUGUACGGCGAGACCUCUUUCGACCUGGUGGCGCAGAUCAUCAACGAGAUGGAGAUGAUGGAGGACGACACCUUUGUAGACCUCGGCAGCGGAGUGGGACAAGUGGUGCUGCAGGUCGCCGCAGCAACAAACUGUAAACACUACUUUGGUGUGGAGAAGGCAGACAUUCCAGCCACUUAUGCUGAGUCCAUGGAUGAAGAAUUUAAGAGAUGGAUGAAGUGGUAUGGGAAGAAACACGGGGAGUACACGCUGGAGAGGGGGGAUUUCCUGUCUGAAGUGUGGAAGGACAGGAUAGCCAACACAAGCAGUGUUAUUUUUGUGAACAACUUUGCCUUUGGUCCAGAGGUGGAUCACCAGCUGAAGGAGCGCUUUGCUAACAUGAAGGAAGGUGCGAAAAUUGUAUCGUCAAAACCUUUUGCACCUCUACAUUUUAGAAUCAACAGUCGAAACUUGAGUGACAUUGGAACAAUAAUGAGAGUCGUUGAGCUGUCUCCAUUGAGGGGUUCAGUGUCCUGGACAGGGAAGCCAGUUUCCUACUACCUGCAUACGAUAGACCGCACCAUACUUGAAAACUAUUUUCAUAGUCUCAAAAAUCCUAAACUCAGGGAGGAGCAAGAAGCAGCUAGGCGUCGACAAGAAAAGAACAGUAAAGACAGUAAAAGCAACACCACCACCCCAACCAAGGCAAAGGAGCACAAGGAUUCCUGCGGGGAGGAUGAGCAACCGGGGCUAUUGGCAGCCGUGAAGGCGUCACCCAAACCACGCCGCGCCAAACUCCUCAGCAAGGGCCGCAAGCUGAGUGCUCGGAAGCGCGGGCGUCCCAAGAAGGCUGCCGUGACCGCAGCCGAACGCAAGAGCAAGAAGAGCCAGAGUGCCCUGGAGCUGCUGCACGCCAAGACCCUCUCUGCAGCACCCCCUCAGGAUGCAUACAGGUCACCUCAAAGUCCCUUCUACCAGCUACCUCCUAAAGUUCAGCACUAUGCGUCUGGGCAACUGCUUCUGGGCCCCACUCCUCCAGGCCUGCAACAGCUUCUAGACAACAUUAAAGUCCAGUACCUCCAGUUCAUGGCCUACAUGAAGACACCUCAGUACCGCAUUCACUUGCAGCAAGUCCUGGAGCAGGAGAAGCUCAAACACCGAGAGCUUUCUGGGCAGGCGGAGCAGCUGCAGACUGUGUGUCAGACCCACAAAGAGAAGAUCAAAGGGCUCUUCCACACCAAACUUGAUGAGCUGGGAGUGAAGGCCCUGACUGUGGAGGACCUACUGCAGGCCCAGAAGGAGAUCUCAGCCCACAACCAUCAGCUGAAGGAGCAGACCAAGCAGCUGGAGAGAGACAUGGCCGAGCUGAGGGACCACAGCCUGCUCCUGUUGAAGUCUCGGUGUGAAGAGCUAAAGCUGGAUUGGAGCUCUCUGUGUCUUGAGAGCCUGCUGAAGGAGAAGCAGGCCCUGCGCAGACAGAUCUCCGAAAAACAGCGCCGCUGUCUCGAGCUACAGAUCAGCAUCGUGGAGCUGGAGAAGAGUCAGAGGCAACAGGAGCUGCUCCAGCUCAAGUCCUACAGUCCCUGUGAGGGCUCCCCCUACCGCAAGGGCCUCCCCGGCCUGGAAGGCCUCCCUCGCCUGGACCUCGACACCCCCAAACUGAGCCUGGCCGUGGCCGGCCUCAGCCCAGAGCUGUCCAUCAACGGCACCGCCUCGCCCUGCUUCGACAGGGGGGGCACCAAGGGAGAGCUCCUCUCCCGCUACCUGCCCAUCUCGCCUGACCACGAGAUCGUGCCCCCCACCCCGGACAUCCGGCACAGGCAGCUGGGUCACCCCCUCCCUGACUACACCCGCUUCUCCCCGGCCAAGAUCGCCCUGCGCAGACACCUGAACCAGGACUCUAGCACUGCACACUUCAGAGGCUUGGGCUUCACUGGUCUCAGGGGGGAUAUGGGUGCCAUCACCUCUCCAUUAGGUGCUAAACUGAGCUGCCUGUCUCCCAACUCAUCAGACAGUCAGCAGAACAACACACCCAGGAGUGCUGAGAGGGGGGGUAAGGAGAAGAGUCCAGCAGGGAGUCAGGGUGACGCCAUCACCAGCCUGCCCAUCAGUAUCCCCCUCAGCACAGUGCACCCCAGCAAGCUCCCCGUUAGCAUCCCCCUGGCCAGUGUGGUGCUGCCCAGCCGAGCAGAGAGACUGAGGAGCACACCAAGUCCUGUGUCCCAGACAGGCCAGACCAACGGGUACUCCUCUAGCUCAGGGCUGAUGAAUGGAGGCUCUCACUCUGAGGACCAGGAUGGGGCUGCCCCCUCCCCUCCCUCUCACGGUGCCCCUCCUAUGGGACCAACACGAGGCCACAGCCCCCCCCUCAGCACCGGAGGGGUCCUCCAGUAUGCUGACGGCCCCCCCAGAAUCCUCCCUGGGGACGCGACCGAGCGGCAGGGCGAGUCUGACUCGGAGCCCCAGGACAGCGAGUCCAGACGCCGCAUGUUCUUCUCUUUGUCGUCUUCCUCCUCCUCUGGGGGCGCCGCGUCUCGCCUCCACCUCUGCUCGGCCAGACAGAGCCAGCAUCACCACGGGAGCCACAGUAACCACAACAAUCACCACCACAACCGCUCGCCGGGCUCCCAGCAUACAAACUCUCACAGUCAUGGGUCUCAGGAGGAACGCAAGCGUGGGAGGAGGAAGCGCAGCUCAACGGGGGCUCAACCUGCCAGCGGCUCCCCAAAGAGGAGGUCCUUUCCUGGGCUUAGCUCCACCAAUCACCCCUCUGGAUCCCCACUCAACAUCAACUCCAUGGUGAACAACAUUAACCAGCCUCUGGAGAUCGCUGCCAUCUCUUCCCCGGAGCAGUCUGGCCGUAGCUCCUGUGGUCCAGAUAUGGACCAGCCCCCUGUACUGAAGAGAGAACGCCCUCUGGAGAUGAAUGGCUCAGGACGCUACUCCUCCGCACCCAGCUCUGACGACGACUCUGGCUACCCUGCUGACAGCUCCAGCUCAAGAAUUGAAAGGAAGAUUGCCACUAUUUCCCUGGAGAGCCGAGAUGGACCAGGCAGAUCAGGGGACAGGGAGCGCGGAAGGAAGUCAGGAGGCAGCAGCGGUAACAGCACAGGAAGUGAGGUCUCCUCUUCAUCUUCCUCCUCAUCCUCCUCAUCCAACAGCAAGUGGAAAUCCACCUUCUCCCCCAUCUCAGACCUCAAGCAGCCCCUGCCCGAGCUGAGGCAGGGGGGCUCCCCCUUCGGCACGGGGAGAGAGCCGCGGGGCCUGGGCACGGGUACGGACUCAGACUCUGAUCACAAACCGCAGCAGCAGAGGAGGGGGAGUGAGGGGGCCGGGGGUGAGCCCUCAGGGUUUCAGGACAUCCCCCUUAACCUUUUCCUCAGCCAGGAGUCUGGGGGACGGCCGGGGGCAGGGGCCCAGGGAGGAAGCAGCUCUGAGAGGCAGGCCAUGCCCAAACAGAAGCCCCGGGGUGAGCGGGAGCUUAAGACAUCCAGCAGCAUGGGCAACAGCCAGAACCUCUUCAUCUCUGCUGCCGCCAGCGGGGGUAUCCUGAGCGGCAAGGUGGGGGGCAGCCCUGUAUCUUCAGCCUCAGGGGCCUCUGUGGGACAGUACAUGGGGUCCCAGUUCCCCCUUGGGGGGGCCUCUGUCCUCCAGUCCCUGUUCGGAGCCCAGUCUCCCGGAACUUCGGUGAGCGGGGCCCCGCGCCUGGUCAAUGGACACUCUUCCCUGGGGAGCUUCUCCAGCGCUGGGCUGGCAGGUGGAGCAGCUGGAGGUAACUGAAGAAUAUCUACCUCAACCCAACGUAACUAUGCAAAUGGAAAGGUGUGGACCAAUGAACUCUACUAUCUCACUGGUGCUCCCAAGCCUGCUAAACCGCCACUGCACUGGGACUCAAAACACACACACACACACACACACACAGAGCUGAUCACAAACACACACACACACACUGCUUCGGCCACUCACGCUGACACACACUCACAGCGGCGUCCUGAGCAGAGUUGAGCGGUCACGGGGGUGUAUGUGUCAUGGGAUGAGGCUGAAGGUAUUCACUGGGUUGUGUACAUCUCAUCCUUAAUGAAUUGGUAUGCUGCCUGCUCUCAAGAUUAUAGUGACACAUGAAACGCACUGUUUCCAUGGCAGUAACUUGUAUAGGUACAUCACUGUCACAAUGUAACGUGGUGCUAAUAAGACUUAUUCAAUAUAGAUAGUUAUUUGUUAAAGACUCAAUUCACACAUUUGACUACAGAAGACGUCGCAGUUAGCAGUGUAGUUUUACAUCUCACUGAUGCCAUUAUAUUAGUAAAGGCAGACAGUGUGUAUAGUGGGAGAUUCGUGUGGGUCUAUCAUCCCAGUAGACAGCACUCUCCUCUUUGUUCUGUCAUUAUCUGACCACCAGGUGCUAUGUUAGACCUCAUCCCCCCACACACCAUCACACACACGCUAGACCAGUCUAACCCAGCUCUGAUCAGGACUAGGGACCAUGCAGCUGUGCCUCACUGCAUCUCUAGCACUCUGAUACCAAACCUUGAACCCUGAUCAUUUGUUCAGUGAAUGAAAUAUGAUUUGACUACAUUAGCUUUUGGCUACAGUAUAAAACGGGGGAAGUUGUUGGUUCAAACACACUGGGUAACAUAUGUGUACCCUGUGACAAUAUCCCUGGUGCAGGGACAGCACUAUAGUAAGCUGUCAGCCCAGAGUAAAAAGUGAUUAGUUAUAUUGGUGUAAUCAUGGUCCGUGUCAAGUCAAAGUAUCAUUUGUGAAUAACGAAAGUGUCUGGAAAUGAAAUAGUACGCCUCGAGGGUGUUGUCUCAUUCACUUAAGUGCUGCCAGCUGAGCUGUGCGUCAACACGUAUGGAUGUGAACAGCAGAAAGACUGGAGGAUAUAAAGCGGAAACAGGAUUCAGUUAGUGAGACAGUCCGUUUAUAAUCACUACUUAUCGAGCCAGCGAGAGUGUUAGGGCGUAGGGACCUGCAACGCAAUGUUCAUUCUUCACAAGUAGGAAUCUCAACUACUCUUAACCUAAGCUUCUUUGUUAUGUUUUAUCUCCCUUCCGAAACACUGAUAUGAUGAAAAUGCAGGUGUAAUUUUGGGACUCAAAUGUUGUUUGUGUUGUAUUCCGGCAAGUCUCUGGAAUCAUAUCUCACUGAGUUCACAGGGUUGGGUAGAAAUGCUGUCUGUACGUGUCACCUUUUGUCCACUAACACUGUAGUGGCACUUUCUGCAGCCACUUCAACCUGCACACACUGAUAUACAGUGGCUUGCGAAAGUAUUCACCCCCCUUGGCAUUUUUCCUAUUUUGUUGCAUUACAACC
This is a messenger RNA of Coregonus clupeaformis (lake whitefish), 6239 nucleotides long. RefSeq names its product histone-lysine N-methyltransferase, H3 lysine-79 specific. Gene Ontology annotation, molecular function: histone H3K79 methyltransferase activity. Gene Ontology annotation, biological process: regulation of transcription regulatory region DNA binding; DNA repair; DNA damage checkpoint signaling. Gene Ontology annotation, cellular component: nucleus. The record is from RefSeq and is a predicted model, not a curated record. The coding region runs from base 543 to 4703 and encodes 1386 amino acids. NCBI's taxonomy places the organism in Eukaryota, Metazoa, Chordata, Actinopteri, Salmoniformes, Salmonidae. The transcript has 28 exons.